This is a messenger RNA of Acanthoscelides obtectus, 642 nucleotides long. The record is from the annotation of a GenBank genome assembly. Lineage: Eukaryota; Metazoa; Arthropoda; Insecta; Coleoptera; Chrysomelidae.
AUGUUAGGAGAUAAUUUUGCCAAAAAAUUGGAGUCGAUACCUCUAUCAAAUGAUACCGUCGAACUGAUGAUACAGCUGAAGAUGUACAGCAUCAGCUUACUCGGGAAGUUGCGAGACAAUAGUGAAGAACUCCUUUUCUGCAAACCUAUAGAACUCAAAGCAACAGCUCUCGCACUAUUUGCUAUCUUAAAUGAUUAUAUAAUCGAGGGAAACAUAGAUUGGAAGAAUUGCGUCGGAAUAUGCACCGAUGGAGCUCGUUCAAUGUCCGGAAGAUUCGAAAGUAUACAAGCCCUUGUAAAACAAAAAUCUGCACUGUGCAUCUGGACACAUUGCAUGAGUCACAGAGAGACUUCCAAAGAAACGUCUCCUGGCCUGAAUAUCGUGCUAACUACAGUUGCAACGGUAGUUAAUUACAUAAAAAUGAGACCUCUGAAAACUAGAAUCUUUUCUGCACUUUGUAAAGAUAUGGGUGCAGUACAUUUAGCAUUACUAUUCUAUUGCGAGGCAAGAUGGUUAUCACGUGGGAAAUGUUUACAACGUGUUUUUGAAUUGAAACAUGAAAUCGCCGUUUUUCUAGCCGACAUGUUUCGAGAUGGUUUAUUUCUGAUGAAAUUGAGCUACUUGGUCGACAUAUUCGAGUAA